Molecule: messenger RNA, 672 nt
Organism: Penicillium concentricum
Lineage: Eukaryota; Fungi; Ascomycota; Eurotiomycetes; Eurotiales; Aspergillaceae
Product: ribosome biogenesis protein RRS1
Exons: 2
Coding region: 1-672 (223 amino acids)
Biological process (GO): ribosomal large subunit export from nucleus; ribosomal large subunit biogenesis; endonucleolytic cleavage in ITS1 to separate SSU-rRNA from 5.8S rRNA and LSU-rRNA from tricistronic rRNA transcript (SSU-rRNA, 5.8S rRNA, LSU-rRNA)
Cellular component (GO): preribosome, large subunit precursor; nucleolus; nucleus
Molecular function (GO): protein binding
Source: RefSeq, a predicted model, not a curated record
AUGCCUGAUAUUGAGAUGGCAAACACCGCGCCUGCGGCUGCCGCUGGUUCCAAGACCGAGAGACUCCCCAUCACCGUCUCAAAGCCCACCCCUUACACAUUCGACCUGGGCCACCUGCUCGUCAACGACCCCAACCCCCUCGAGCUCCCCGAGGACCAAAAGCUGAACGACUCGCUGAAAGCGACAGCCCGCGACGGCGUCCAGGUCCUCCUCAACCAGCUCCUGACAACCUGCGAGAUCAAGACCUCCGUCUCCGACGGCGUUCUCCUUACCCUUCCCGCCCCUAACAUCCACCUCCCGCGCCACAAGCCACUUCCCGUCCCCAAGGCCCCCACGAAAUGGGAGCUGUUCGCCCGCAAGAAGGGUAUCGGCAAGUUCAGCCAGAAGCCCGGUGCCGCUGGCCAGGACAAGGAGCGCCGCAAGAAGCUUCAGUACGACGAGGCUUCUGGCGAGUGGGUGCCACGCUGGGGUUACAAGGGCAAGAACAAGGACGACGAGAACCAAUGGCUUGUUGAGGUUGAUGAGAAGAAGUGGAAGAAGGAGGCUGAGGCUAAUGCUGAGGGAGGUAACAUUCGUGGUAUCUCUCGGACUGAGCGCAAGGACCGUAUUAAGCGUAAUGAGCGUAAGCAGCGGUCUAACGAGAAGCGGUCGAACCCUGCUCGUGCCAAAUGA